CAAAUAAAAUGCUCGGCGAAUAACUCACUGUCGCAUAACUGUGAUGCAAUUCGGCGUUUUCACGGUCUUGGACCUACUCCAUUCAAACUACCGUCACUUCUUGCUCAUUGAGACCGAUUGGCGGCGCGCAUCGGCGAAUCAACUCAAACGUCAAUAACAGUUUCACGUCGGCAUAUUUACUUAAUUUGCACCGAAACAAACAAAAAUAUUGCGAAUCAAUGAAUUAUAAACUGAUGAUGAAACAAUCGAUUUUCCCGCACACAUAACCCCGAAAUACUUUUCGCCUGUAAAUAAAUACAAGUUUCGUUCAAAAGUAUCUCGCAAAAAUGUGGGACUCAGCGAUGUUCCUGAGUAGUCUCACGCCGAAAUUCUACGUGGCGUUAACAGGCACAUCAUCGCUAAUUUCCGGCUUAAUACUCAUCUUCGAAUGGUGGUAUUUCCGGAAAUAUGGCACUUCAUUCAUUGAACAAGUUUCUUUGAACCACAUAAGCCCAUGGAUAAGUGGAGUGGAAAACCCGCCAGAUACAACCAACGGCAACAACAACACAAACGGCAGCACGCAACAGAAUAACGUACCAGAGUGUAAAGUGUGGCGGAAUCCGUUGAAUCUCUACCGCGGCGCAGAAUAUCAACGGUUUUAUUGGGCCACCAACAAGGAACCUUUAACUUAUUAUGACAUGAAUCUAUCCGCACAGGAUCAUCAGACGUUUUUCACUUGUGAGGCAGAUGCAGGUAAAGCAGAGUAUGAAAUCAUGCAAACAGCAUGGAGGGAAAGAAAUCCAGUGGUAAGAAUCAAAGCAGCUCAUAGCGCUGUUGAAGCAAACACAGAAUGUGCACCAGCUUAUAUUCUCCUAGCUGAAGAAGAAGCCACAACCAUAACAGAAGCCGAGAAGAUCUUAAAAACCGCGUUGAAAGUCGCAGAAGCGAAUUAUCGCAAAUCUCAAAACUCACAACAUCAAGGUACACUCAUGGAAGGUUUACACCGGCGAGACACCAACGUGUUAAUCUACAUAAAACGUAGACUAGCGAUGUGUGCGCGAAAGUUGGGUAAGUUAAAAGAAGCAGUGAAGAUAUUCCGCGAUUUGACCAAAGAAGUCCCGCCGAUUAUGAACGUGCUGAACAUUCACGAGAAUCUCAUCGAAUGUCUGCUUGAAAUGCAAGCAUAUGCAGAUGUGCAGGCAGUACUGGCGAAAUAUGAUGAUAUUUCCCUGCCAAAAUCAGCGACGAUUUGCUACACGGCCGCUUUGUUAAAAGCACGCGCGGUAGCUGAUAAAUUCUCACCGGAUAUCGCGAGUAAACGAGGAUUGACACCGGCUGAAAUGACUGCAGUCGAGGCAAUCCACCGUGCAGUUGAGUUCAACCCGCAUGUACCGAAGUAUUUAUUGGAGAUGAAGCCGUUGAUUUUACCGCCUGAGCAUGUGUUGAAACGCGGUGAUUCCGAAGCGAUAGCGUAUGCGUUCUUCCACUUGCCGCAUUGGAAAAACAUGGAGGGUGCGUUGAAUCUCUUGCACUGCACCUGGGAGGGCACAUUUCGCAUGCUUCCGUAUCCGUUGGAACGUGGUCAUCUCUUCUAUCCGUAUCCCACGUGCACAGAGUGCGCGGAUCGGGAGUUAUUACCAGCGUUUCACGAUGUAUCGGUUUAUCCAAAAAAAGAGCUGCCGUUCUUUAUUAUUUUCACGGCUGGCUUGUGCUCGUUCACGGCGCUGCUGGCGCUGUUGACGCAUCAGUAUCCCGAACCGAUGGGAUACAUCGCCAGGUCGAUCUUCAACGGCAUGUCAUUACCAUUGUAUUAUUUAUAUGAGAAGGUCGAAGGCAUGUUGCCGUCGAACUUACUGCAACAACUUUCUAGAAUUUAGAUGCGCACAUCAAAUCAUUUUUAAGUAUUAUCCAUGUUGAUGUUUUGCUACUUCGUGACAAACUGACUUCAAUUUGAUCUAGCGAUAAGUUUACGUUGUGAAUGGACUUUCGUUGAGAAUUGUGGGUCUGUGGUAAGAGUUGUUAAAUUAUUAUUUUAAAUUUAAGUUAAGUGUUCAUCGAUGGAGCGAUGUAAAAUCGACGAAUUCAUGAACGUGCGCGUAUUUCUCGUGGAUUAUUUUGAGUGUUUAAUGUGGAGCGCAUGAGGGGGAAUAGAGAUGUUUCCAACUAUACUAUACGCAUGCGUACUGAUGAUGAAAUGUGAACAAAGUCAAGAGUAAACCUGAAAGGAUGAUUAACAAGUACAAAUGACUACAUCUCUAUUCAUUUUAUGUGUAUGUAAUUUAAAACAAAUUGUGAGCAUGAAGGCAUAUGAGAAGACAAAUGUACUGAAUAUUAAACGAUGAUCAUUGUACUCAA
Dalotia coriaria is the source of this 2334-nucleotide messenger RNA. Its product is annotated as protein ST7 homolog. NCBI's taxonomy places the organism in Eukaryota, Metazoa, Arthropoda, Insecta, Coleoptera, Staphylinidae. The record is from RefSeq and is a predicted model, not a curated record. Gene Ontology annotation, molecular function: protein binding. Bases 327 to 1856 code for a protein of 509 amino acids. The transcript has 2 exons.